UGUCGCCUCUGCUGCACCAGCUGCCUGUCCAGUUCCCGGAGCUGCUUCAGAAAGCCCCGGUUGGGUAGGACGCAGCGGUUCUUGGCCACUUGUUGGAUGGCGUCCACCAGGGUCAUGUUCCAGUGGAUCAUCAGGUGGAGGAUGGAAGAAGCCCAGUGGAGAGAUGCAUCAUUCAUUUCAGCAGGAAACUUGAAUAUCUAAGUGGACCCCCUUGAGCCUGCAGAGAUUGGCCAGGUAGCCAUGUCCAGGAGUGAGAGCCACAGAACAGGCCUCCCGAUUAACAAAAAAACACCAUUGAAGGAUCCUUUUGAUGGGAAAAGAUAGUUGAAGAAGAAAUGGCUGUUCCUAGUCAACUCUGCAUUCGCCGCUGGACUACCAAGCAUGUAGCUGUUUGGCUGAAGGAUGAAGGCUUUUUUGAGUAUGUGGAUGUUUUAUGCAACAAGCACCGACUUGAUGGAGUCACAUUGCUUACAUUGACUGAAUAUGAUCUCCGAUCUCCUCCUCUGGAAAUCAAAGUCUUAGGGGACAUUAAAAGGUUAAUGCUCUCAGUCCGAAAAUUGCAGAAAAUACAUAUUGAUGUUUUAGAAGAGAUGGGAUACAACAGUGACAGUCCCAUGAGUCCCAUGACGCCACUUAUCAGUGCUCUUCAGAGUGCAGAGUGGCUCUGUAAUGGGGAGCCUUCGCAUGACUGUGAUGGGCCCAUCACUGAUUUGAGUUCUGAUCAGUACCAGUAUGUGAAUGGUAAAAACAAACAUUCUAUUCGAAGAUUGGACCCAGAGUAUUGGAAGACCAUACUGAGUUGUAUAUAUGUUUUCAUAGUAUUUGGAUUUACAUCUUUCAUAAUGGUUAUUGUCCACGAGCGAGUGCCUGACAUGCAGACCUAUCCACCACUCCCAGAUAUAUUCUUAGACAGCGUUCCUAGAAUUCCAUGGGCAUUUGCCAUGACAGAAGUAUGUGGCAUGAUUCUCUGCUAUAUUUGGCUCCUGGUUCUUCUUCUUCACAAGCACAGGUCCAUACUUCUGCGAAGGCUUUGUAGUCUGAUGGGCACUGUCUUCUUGCUUCGCUGCUUUACCAUGUUUGUGACCUCCCUCUCCGUGCCAGGACAGCACCUUCAGUGUACUGGAAAGGUAUAUGGCAGUGUAUGGGAGAAAUUACACCGGGCCUUUGCCAUUUGGAGUGGCUUUGGUAUGACCCUAACUGGCGUUCACACUUGUGGAGAUUACAUGUUCAGUGGCCACACAGUCGUCCUAACUAUGCUGAAUUUCUUUGUCACUGAAUAUACACCAAGAAGCUGGAAUUUCUUGCACACUUUAUCCUGGGUUCUCAACCUCUUUGGAAUCUUCUUCAUUUUGGCUGCCCAUGAACAUUAUUCCAUUGAUGUGUUUAUUGCCUUUUAUAUCACAACGAGACUCUUUUUGUACUACCAUACUCUAGCCAAUACGAGAGCAUAUCAGCAGAGUAGGAGAGCAAGAAUUUGGUUUCCUAUGUUUUCUUUUUUUGAGUGCAAUGUUAAUGGUACAGUCCCAAAUGAAUAUUGCUGGCCAUUUUCAAAACCAGCAAUAAUGAAAAGGCUAAUUGGAUGAAGACUAUCUUUGUAAUGGGCUCAUGACUAAAGAUGCAGUCAUUGUUGAAAGUAACUUUGUGUUCUCCCCCCAGGUUGUUCCUGAAUGGUUUUUUGCCUAUAUGUUGACAAAGUUCUCUGUCCUGAGCAAGGCUGUGACCAUAGCAAGCCAACAAGAACAAUCAAGAGUCCUUACCUGUCUGUCAACAGAAGUUUAAGUAGAUGUAUUCUGCCCCUUCUCUUUAGGCAGACUUAAUAUUAUGAUUGAAGGCAGGCUCUUAGCUUUACCUUUUGAGUAUUUGCCUAUUGAACUUAAGCUAAUCAACUUAAAGCAGUUUGCUGGUUGAAAGAUGUAAAAAGAAAGAAAAAAAUUCCCCAGUAGGACUCUAGGCAAGAAAUAUUGAGAAGAAUACUAAUAAUUUGUUAGGCUGCUUAUUUUCUUCAGAGGAAAAACCCCUACCCAAUGAGCAGUACUUGUUCUUUGAACUAAUCUCUGUGUCUUUCUAAAAAAAUGCAACUCUGGGAAAUGAUCCAUUUUACUGACAAAUUAAUUUUUGCCUUCUGAACUGUCUGUAAGAAAAGUAUACUGAAUAUACCAGGAUCCUUGAAACGAGAAUGAAAGAGGCCAUAUAUAAGAUGACAAAGUACAAAUAUAACGCUGGCAUUUUUUCACCAAAAUUAACAAAAGAUUCAAUUCUGUUUUUGUUCUAAGGGUUUAGUAUGAUCAUCAGUAAGUAUUCAUGAGGGAAAAAAUGUCUGCAUCCAUAAAAAUAAAAUUGGCUUAAUUUUAGUGAUGAAAGUCCCUGGAAUAACUUUGUGCUGUGACUGUUAGCCGGAUAGAUGACAGGCCAAUUUUAUGCUUUUUAAUGAUGUUAUUUAAUGAGCAAAAUGAGAGUUUUUAUCAGAUGUUAGAUAAAGUUCUUAUGUCCUUAAAUGGGGAUGUUUGCAUGCAAAUUUUUCUCUUUCUGAAAUUUAUAACAGGUUGCAGGCAUAAUAUAACUAUUUGGUUUUUGAAAUUUCUCAUCUUGACCAUCAGAUAGCCUCAGACAUAUUUGGAUAUGAAAAGGUUUUGUUGUUUUUUAUUUUUAAAUACAGUUGUGUACAUACAUUCUUUCUAUUUAGCUUUAAUUUGGCAGUCAGGAGUAAUAUAACUUAGUUGCUGUUUACAACACUAGAAAUUUAGUACCUUAAGUAAUUUGACCUCUGUGAUAACCUUUGUCACUUUAACUUUUAAUGAUUUUGUACAGUAGUUCUGAUAGUAGGAUGGUUCCAGAAUUAGAAGUUGAACCCCAACUCAUGAGCUUAGCCACUUGGAAUAUUAAUUGUGUAGUUUUGCAUUCAAUUUUAAAACAAGGAGUUAGAAAAGGUGCUGGCAUAUUGAGGUCUAAAAUUAGGCCACUUAGCAGAAACAUGCUGUUUAUAUAGUGAAAUAUUUUAUUUUCGCACUUUGAGUCAUAUUCCCACCCCCUGUAAGUUACAGAGGAGCCUGAGUGGAUUGGGCGGGAAACAUAUAAUGCAAGCAAGUUUCAGCUAGUGCUGAGUAACCCCAGUUUGGGUUUUCUCUGAAUAUUGUUUUUUUAUUUUUCACUUGAGAAAAUGUCAUGAGAUAAUAUAGUUUUAUUAUGCUUUUAUUUUUUUUUAUUUUAUUUUCUUUUUAAACUUUACAUAACUGUAUUAGUAUUAUGCUUUUAAAUCUCAUACUUUAGAAUCUGAUAAUACCUUAAAUUGUUGAUUCUGUUACAUUCUGGGGAUGAAAAUGUCAACAUUUCAUCCAAGGAAAGUGCAUAAUCAUGAAAGUUGAAGGAUGUUUCCUAUGCAGUUAGAGUAGUUUGACCCUUGAAUUCAAAAGAUACAUAACAUCCACUUUUUCCAAAUGACAGAAGAAGCCCGAAUUUAGCUAGGAAGGGACUGAUGUUGGCUUUUGGAAAAAUGUUUGAAAAAAAUCCGUGGCACCAUUAAUUCAAGAAUGUUGAAUAACUACUUAAUGGUAAAUUUCCUAACAGCAGUCUUCUUUCCUUCAUAUGGAUUUUAUUCUAGAACAAAAUAGGAAAAAAAAAAAUUACAACUAACUUUGCAGAGCUAUUGAUACUGAGAGUGCCUAACAGCACACUGCAAUGAGGAGUAUAAAAUAACUUCCCAACCUUCCUUUUACCAUAUCCGUUUUGAGGAAAAGGUAAGCUAGAUUUAUAAUUUAUUGUUAUAACUAUUACAAGGCAGUGUUUACAUACAUUAAUCAUCUCCAGGUCUCUUCCUUGGAAAACUUUGAGACAACAUUUUUUUCCAUUUCUUUUUUUAAUAUAAAACUUAUAUUUUUGUUACUUAUUGUCUUGUCCAGAAAUUUCCAGAUUUUGUCUUUGUAUCUUUUUUUCUUGUAACAAUUUUGUUAAAACCAUAAUGAAAGUAGAAUUUACAUUUUGACUGUGACUGUGGCUAGAUAGAGAAACUGCAUGCCUUAGAUCUACAGAUUUUUCACCUUGUAUGCAGUUUCAAACAUGUAAGAGGUUUACCUCAUUAAACACUGAGACUUCAGUGUAGAGGGAACCAAGGCAAUUUUUUGUUCAGGGAUGCAAACUGGAGGUUAUACUGAAAGUCUUCCAUGCAAUUUCUGUCUUCUUAAGGGCAGCAUUAGCUUUUUUACUUUUUUUAAAAUUCCUUGCAGGACAGUGUUACUGAAGGUUAGUUGAAGUUUGUAGAGAAUAUCAGGUUUAGAAGAAGGCAAGUUUGCUAUUAUCACCAGAUAAUUUGGGAGAAACCUUUUUUGGCUAUGCUGCAGAAUUUUCAACAUGCCUGUCUUCUCCAUAAUCCUCUGUAGCCAGAACUGCUUGGGUAAAAGUACACCUUCCAUAUGCUAGGUCUGUUUAUUAGUAUCACUUUAAAUCAGAAUGUAGUGAAGUCAGCCACAGAGCCAAUCAGUUAAAGGAGUGUGGACUGUUCACAGGAAGAACUCCAUGCUCGAGACCUGCUGAUAAUGUAACUCUGGCACUGCAAGUGGCAUUCUUCCCUACCCUGUACCUGCUUAAAAUUCUUACUUAAAAUAAUAAGGACAGAGGUGCCAAAUCCUUUUAUAGCUAAUAUGAGACCCUGUGUUUUGAGGACACUUGUUUGGAAAGUGUUAUUAUAUAUUCAAAGUGAUAUUCAUAACACUAACCUGCUUUGACUGUAUUCAGUAAAAAAGCAAUUUCAUUGUCAGUUUCAUAGUAAACUUUUUUUAAAGGAUUCUUGUUCCAUAAUGUUUUAGAACAUUAACCAUAUUCUUGUUUUAAACUCUUUAAUAAAUUUAAUUCUUUGAUUGUUUUCUUGUAGACUUAAAUUAUCCCUUACUAAAAGUAAUUAUAGUAACAAUCAUUUGCCAGUUCUUUGCAGGGAUUUGAGAUAGGCUAACUCUUUUAUAGAAUAGUCCCAUGGCUUUCUUAAACAGUAUUGGUUUCAUUUAGAGAGUUUCAGAGCCAACAAAGCAUGUCAACUUUAAUGCCAUCUUUACUUGGCUGUUACAGUUUGCAUUUGUGAAAUGUUUAAUCUGAAUUACCCUGUACUGCUGUAGAGGAAAUUGUUAGUAACGUCAAAAGUCAAACUGUUGCUACAAGUGACCAGUGAGAAAGGAAAGAGGUUGAGGGAUUUUUCCUUCUCUUUUAAUAGCUUUGAAUGACUCAAAUUACUAUGGAAAUAGGUUUUGGUGCCCCUCUCGCUUAUUCCUCACCCCCAGCAAAGACCACCAACUUCAAGUAACUAAAAUGUGGCCUAUUAUUUUGCAUUAAGUUGAAUUAAAACAUCUGUGCAAUCUAUAAGCCAUAAUUCAGCUUCCCCCAAAGUUAAUUUUUUAGACUAUGGUUCUACCUUAUAUUAGCCAAGGACUUUUUCUCUGUGUUCUCCAUGUUUAUGCAUAAAGAAGUUUUGUACCUAAUAUGGAAGGAGAGGGAGUACUAUGUUAAUUUUGCUGUUAUUUCAGCUCUGUUUCAAUCUGAACUACUGGGUUGUCUGAACUAGUGAAGCAUUACCAGUUAGUAAUACCAUCUUUAAAAUGGUCAAUUUUAACAAUUUUUUAUUCAAAGAAUCUAUGACUUGUUAGGACAAUUGAAGUAUUUCUGAUAUGAAACAAAAGAAGUGGAGACUGGUACUUAAUGGGGGAAGCAAAAUUAGCUUGGGCUAAAAUGGGCAUGUUUUGUUCUAUGAAUUCUACCUAAAUGUCACCCAAUGUGCAGAGAAACUAGUAUUACUUGAAGAUGUGAAAGUUCCUGUGGUAGCCAUACCUUGAAGCACAGUAUUGUAUAUAAGUAAAUAUCUCGAUUCUAAAUUAAAUCCAGAUUAACUAAUAUAUAUUAUUUUAUAUCUUUGUUGUAUUAAAAUGUUUAAAAACACUAAAAAUAAAACAUUUGAAAAUUGGA
Molecule: messenger RNA, 5943 nt
Organism: Bubalus bubalis (water buffalo)
Lineage: Eukaryota; Metazoa; Chordata; Mammalia; Artiodactyla; Bovidae
Gene: SAMD8
Product: sterile alpha motif domain containing 8
Exons: 7
Coding region: 336-1583 (415 amino acids)
Biological process (GO): ceramide biosynthetic process
Cellular component (GO): Golgi membrane; endoplasmic reticulum membrane
Molecular function (GO): ceramide cholinephosphotransferase activity; protein binding; sphingomyelin synthase activity
Source: RefSeq, a predicted model, not a curated record